AUGCACAGCUCAUGCCAUUUUAAUGUCUUUACGUUUGUCUCAGGUAAAAGAAUCGUGGACAUCGAUGUGCCAGUCAACGGGUCUGUGAACAUCACAUCCCCAGACUACCCAGACAACUAUACCACAAACAUCCGUCUAACAUGGAUGAUCAGCGUUGCAGAGGGCCAAAGCGUAGUCUUGUUUUUCAGCCAUUUUGACCUGGAACCAGCCUACGACUACAUCAAGAUCGGUUUCGGAAAUGUUUCAGGACUCGAAGAGACUCGGUUGAUCACAGUCUCUGGGGUUUCACUUCCGUCGGAUAUCAAUACCCGGCAUCGGACAGCAUGGGUGGAAUUUGUAUCCGAUUCCGCUUUCGGUUUUUCCGGAUUCUCAAUUGAAGUUACUGGCAAAGCAUGUUCUGACCAUUCUUAA
Molecule: messenger RNA, 411 nt
Organism: Lytechinus pictus (painted urchin)
Lineage: Eukaryota; Metazoa; Echinodermata; Echinoidea; Temnopleuroida; Toxopneustidae
Product: tolloid-like protein 2
Exons: 2
Coding region: 1-411 (136 amino acids)
Source: RefSeq, a predicted model, not a curated record